AUGCUGCAUUCACUCAGCCUCCUCCUGCCCAUGCUGCAUUCACUCAGCCUCCUCCUGCCCAUGCUGCAGCCUCCUCCUGCCUGUGCUGCACCCAUCCAGCCUCCUCCUGCCCAUGCUGCACCCAUCCAGCCUCCUCCUGCCCAUGCUGCAUUCACUCAGCCUCCUCCUGCCCAUGCUGCACCCAUCCAGCCUCCUCCUGCCCAUGCUGCAUUCACUCAGCCUCCUCCUGCCUGUGCUGAAUUUACUCAGCAUCCUCCUGCCUGUGCUGCAUUCACUCAGCCUCCUCCUGCCCAUGCUGCAUUCACUCAGCCUCCUCCUGCCCAUGCUGCAUUCACUCAGCCUCCUCCUGCCCAUGCUGCGUUCACUCAGCCUCCUCCUGCCUGUGCUGCACCCAUCCAGCCUCCUCCUGCCCAUGCUGCACCCAUCCAGCCUCCUCCUGCCCAUGCUGCAUUCACUCAGCCUCCUCCUGCCCAUGCUGCACCCAUCCAGCCUCCUCCUGCCCAUGCUGCAUUCACUCAGCCUCCUCCUGCCUGUGCUGAAUUUACUCAGCAUCCUCCUGCCUGUGCUGCAUUCACUCAGCCUCCUCCUGCCCAUGCUGCAUUCACUCAGCCUCCUCCUGCCCAUGCUGCAUUCACUCAGCCUCCUCCUGCCUGUGCUGAAUUUACUCAGCAUCCUCCUGCCUGUGCUGCAUUCACUCAGCCUCCUCCUGCCCAUGCUUCAUUCACUCAGCCUCCUCCUGCCUGUGCUGAAUUUACUCAGCUUCCUCCUGCCUGUGCUGCAUUCACGCAGCCUCCUCCUGUCCAUGCUGCACCCACCCAGCCCCAGACAAACUGUUCACUCUGUAUGUAUGCUUCCGUCAACAUACAUAUACAUCUUCAUAUAAAUAACUGUAAAGUUGCAAUGAAAGGUAACUGA
Messenger RNA from Labeo rohita (rohu), 915 nucleotides. RefSeq lists its product as uncharacterized. Bases 1 to 915 code for a protein of 304 amino acids. NCBI's taxonomy places the organism in Eukaryota, Metazoa, Chordata, Actinopteri, Cypriniformes, Cyprinidae. The transcript has a single exon. The record is from RefSeq and is a predicted model, not a curated record.